AAGACCCUUCAGGUAUGUUACAGUAACAUCUCUACCUGAGGAAGCAGACUAAAGGAUCUUUAGGCAUAAAAAUGUUUUUUUCCCCCUGGUUAAUACUCCUUUGCAGUGUUUGUUGGCUGAAGGAAAUUGUGUUUCUUCCACAUUGGAAGUAGGCUGCAGAAUCAGACUGCAGCGUCAUGUAUUUUGUGUUCAGCUGAUGAAGGGGAGAAAAGUGUGAUCAAAGUGAGGGAAGGAGCAGCAUUGGGGAGUUCCUUAGCUCUGGCUACUUUGUGCUAAAGCAAGAAUUUUAUGUUCCUUACAGUCAAUUUAGACUUGAUUUGCCAGUGAAAUUCUGAGUAUURCCCUACGGUUUGUGGUUAGUAGCACAUCAGAUUAGACCAAUUACUAUAUACUCAGUUAAAAGAAUAUAUUUUUUAUUGUCUUUCCUUAGGUUGYGCCAAAAUACCUGCCUGCUUCAUAUCAUGUGCUGCAGACAUGCUACUGUUUUCACUUGGUUACAGCUUUUGGGUUCAAUAAGCUUCAGUCUUUCUGCUCACAUCUCUGACGUUYCUAAUUAUAUUGACUCCAUAUGUCAGGUCUACAAAGACUAAUAGGCUCCUGCAUUUUUUUUCCUGCUUUGAACUAAAUUCCCAGUGCAGCAUCCAGAGGAGCAGGCUAAAGGUUUUGAAGCAGAUGUUGGAAGAUGUUAGCUGUGGAUACUGGGGUUGUGGAGGAGUGGUUAUCAGAGUUCAAGACAUUGCCAGAAGCAUCCAUAUCCAGCUAUGCUACCAGCUUGAAAGACAAGACUGCUUUGAUUUCAUCUCUUUACAAAGUAAUUCAGGAGCCACAGAGUGAACUUCUGGAGCCUGUUUGCCAUCAGCUMUUUGAGUUCUAUCGCAGUGGUGAGGAACAAUUGCUACGGUUUACGCUGCAGUUUCUGCCAGAAUUGAUGUGGUGCUAUCUUGCUGUCUCAGCCAGCAGAGAUUUGCAGAGCAGUGGAUGCAUAGAGGCUCUUCUCCUAGGAGUUUAUAACUUGGAGAUAGUUGACAAAGAGGGACAUAGCAAAGUGCUGAGCUUCACAAUUCCAUCUUUGUCCAAACCUUCAGUCUAUCAUGAACCUUCCAGCAUUGGCUCCAUGGCUCUCACYGAAGGGGCUUUGUCACAGCAUGGCUUGUCCAAGGUUGUGUACAGUGGACCUCACCCUCAGAGGGAGAUGCUGACAGCACAGAACAGGUUUGAAGUGCUGACUUUCCUUCUGCUCUGUUACAAUGCUGCCUUAAGCUACAUGCCUGCAAUGUCUCUUCAGUCGUUGUGUCAAAUUUGUUCAAGAAUUUGUGUCUGUGGAUAUCCUCGCCAACAAGUGAGAAAGUACAAGGGAGUCAACAGUAGGAUUCCAGUUUCRUCUGAAUUCAUGGUGCAAAUGUUAACAGGGAUCUAUUAUGCCUUUUAUAAUGGGGAAUGGGAUCUGGCUCGUAAAGCUAUGGAUGACGUUUUGUAUAGAGCACAGCUUGARCUGUAUCCAGAACCUCUGCUGGUUGCUAAUGCAAUAAAAGCUUCACUGCCUCAGGGUGCCAUGAAAUCUAGUAAAGAGGGUACAAGAUGCAUUCAGGUUGAAAUUACACCUACUUCGUCCAGAAUAUCAAGAAAUGCUGUGACUAGCAUGUCUAUCCGAGGGCAUAGAUGGAAAAGAAAUGAACAACCAGAGAAUGAUAAUUCUGACUUAGCCAUUGAAGAAGAACUGAUAGAAGUAUCUGAAAGCGAUGAAGGGUUUUACUCUAGGGCUACUUCUAGUGCAAGUCAGUCUGCCCUAUCUAACAGCAGCACCACGAGCAGCAAGAACCUCUUAGGGAAGAGCCAACGAAGGUCUGGAGGAAGCAAACCUGGAGGAAAGGAGAAAGAAGGAGAAACCUGCAGAGAGCACUUAUCACGAAAACAAACUCAGAGAGCCAUGAGUGAGAAUCUGGAGCUUGUCUCUCUGAAGAGACUGACACUAACAACCAGCCAGUCCCUGCCUAAGCCUGGCAGCCACAGCCUGGCCAGAACGACCACUACUGUGUUUAGUAAAUCCUUUGAACAGGUCAGUGGUGUCACAGUUCCAAAUAAUCGUGGUGGUGUCUCUGGUUCAGAGGCAAACAGGUUUUCAGCCUGCAGUCUUCAGGAGGAAAAAUUGAUAUAUGGAACAGAAAGAACAGAUCUUCCUAUUUUAAGCAAACAASCUAAUCAGCAGCGACCUCCUAGUAUUAGCAUAACUUUGUCAACAGAUUGAUAUUAAAUUGGCCAGUAUGAAAAAUAAAUUACUGAAACUUUAUCCUGAUAUUGGUACAUUAAGCUCUUUAAUAUGCCAUACAUUACUUCCUUAAAUCUCAAAUGCRUAAAUACUUGGCUCAUGUUUGACAGUUACAGUGAAUAGACAACAGUUAUAAUUAYUUUGAGUCAACUUCUGAUAGCUUUAUAGCUUCAUGAAAAGGUUAUACCUUCACCAACUGAACAARCAUUGAUUGCUUGAUUGUCACUGACCAAGGUGUGUGACUUCUUACAGAUGUACAAUGUGGAAAUAAAUAGAGCCUCUCUCCCAGAUUCUACUUUUUGACUACCACUUCGCAUAGGCAAAACUGCAAGUACUUGGUUUUUUUUUUUUUUUAGGAGGAUUCUUGCAGUAUUGUCAUGCAAUUUUGGAAAAGCAUUGUAAGAACAAACACUGUCUUACAUGAGCCAUGAGAAAGCUGUGCUUACAUGUAAGGUUAAACUAGAAGCAUAAUUUCAGUGUUCAAUGUCCUAGUGGCUUUUGUAUUGCUAGUUAGUACAUGUUGCAAUGUUUGUUCUUCUUUAUGCCUUUGUAAGUCUGAUUUUAGAUGCAUUUUGGUUUACCUGUAUGUCUUCAAAACUGGGCCAAACUAAUACAGCAGCAGUACUCAUGGAUGGGWGUUAUUAUCCUUUGCUAUAGUAGUUGCUCUUUACACUUAAAAAUUAUGUGACAGAUUCCAYCUUUCUUUAGGAUUCUUAAAUAUCAGUUCCAAAACUACUCACUGAAAAGUCGGUCAUCAGUGUUUUUAUUGUCUGUGGGGAAGAGAUGUGCUUAUUUACCAAUGUUAUGUAGAAAUAUGAGCCCUUUGCACUGACUCAAGCAAAUCAGGACUGUGAAUGAGCUUAACAUGAUUUUUGUUCUUGAGACUAAGAGAAUACUACCAAAGGACAUGUACUUUCAGUACCUUGCAAGCACAAAGGGAAAUUAUAAUGUAAAUAUAACUAGCACUGUAAUUCCUAGGGUGUUUUUUAUAUCACUUUUCUAGUUUGAAAUUCUAAACCAGCAACCUGUUCAAAGUUUUACCUAACCUUCAACCUUCAGUGAAUUUGUUUGAUAACAACUUUUCUAACGUUACAAUUUUAAUUUAGAAUGGACAUUAAAACUUCUUAUGCAAAAAUCUGAAGAAGCAGUAGCUGACAACACCACUCCAGAAGCAGUUAUUAGCUGUUAARCAGGCAAUAUAUUAUUAUGAGUGGAGAAAUAGGAUGAAGAUCUAAGGCAUAGUGGCUCCCAGCUAUCCAGGUUUCUGCAGCUGUUAAUACAUUACUGUCAAGAACAUUGUAAAAAAACAAACACUAAAAUUCUGGUAGACUUCCCCAUUUKUCUGAGAUAAGUUUAGAUACUCCUUUUUGUAUUCAACUGAAGCACAAGUAACUUCUAAACAGCAAAUGUUAUUCAGGUUUAUAGCAAUUAAUAAGCUGGUUAAUUAACGAAAUGAGUAAGUAAGUUGUGUAAUUGUACUACUAAGACCACAAACUGGAUGUGUGUAUUCCUUAGAAUUCAUCAAAGUAUGCAGAAUAACCCCAUCAGUCUGUAGGUGUUGGUAUUCAUUUGAGAGCCUGAGUUUAAAGGAAUGUGCCACCAUUUCUUAUUCUUUAUUUUGUUGUGUGACGCUGUUUGAUUCUGGUAAUGCAGUACUUCACCUUUUCACAGUGAAGUAUUUCCUACUUUUACAUUAAAACUUGUAUUUCUAAUGAAGAAACUACRAAUUUGCCCUGUUGAGUUUCUAAUACUUUGGCCAGUGAGAAAAACUGGUUCUUUAAGGUUGUUUUUGUACACACUUCUACAGCAGAAAAUUURGCCUCCUUUUAAUAGGUUUUUCUGCAAUACACAUUAGAACAUUUGUUUCACAUUGACUAAUGCAUCUGGCUGCUGGACAUGCCUAACCACAAGCAACUGCAGAGUGUCAGGCAGCUGAUAGUAGGCACUGGCUAUCUCUACACACAAUGGAUGUMGACCUCUUCCUUCACUUGAAAUUUGUUCUAGAUUUUGCAAAGAAAUAACCUACAGAACUUAACAUCAGUUUCCUGAUCAGCUUUYGCAGUGUAGGAUCUAAGAAUUGUUUGGAAAAAAAAUUGCAGUAAUUUAAAUUGAUAUAAAUUAGAAUAGGUAAAUAAAACUGCAGUAGACAAAUAUCAGUUGUUAUAGUAUURGUUGUGAGGUAGCGUUGAGCGUCUAGAAUUUUUGAGAAUUCUACUGGUUUUUGUUUGCUUCAUUUAAUUUAUGAUUGUCUGUUACCACCACUGUAGACACUCUUUCAAGCAGGAUGUUGAUGUAAAAGAUACUUAUUAUACUGCAAAGAUGUAGUUCUAAAUAAUUAGAAUUUCAAAGGAUCUAAAAUGCCAUAAAGUGUAGAUAUGUAACAUAAUGUUUCCAGUACUCUUGGCUACAAGGAAAAUAGUGUUGAAAUAGUUUAUCCUUUUAUUUUAUCCAGCUGGGCUGGCUUGAUCCCAAGACAAAGGCUUGUAUUGGUACAACUGAAAUAGCAUAAAUCUUCAUACUUUUUUGAGAAAAUGAUAAAAGGAAGGGUUCUUGGUACUAAAGGCUGUUUUUUCUAUGCAUAUGUGGUCUCAUAUAAAUACGUAUGUGUUUGUCUCUGGAGUAACUUACUCAGUGAGCAUGUUUUUGUGAGCUGACAUCACACCUUCAUACUGAUCGAGUCUAAAAAAUUUCUUUCCUGAGUACCAAAACUUUGAGUUUCUUUCUUUUCUUAAAAAGUGAGAAGUUAAAAAAAAAAAAAAAAAAAAAAAAAAAAAAAAAAAAAAAAAAAAAGCAUGAUAAAGGAGACUGAGGGCAGAAUUAUUUGUUGUCCAAAUAUCCAUGGUGCAGGAUUAGGAGAAGGGUGGGGAGAGACAUGGGGGAAGGAAGCAUUGAGCAGGAAGCAGAUAUUUCUAAAAUUGUCAAACUCUGGGGGUUUGAGUAUUUUCGAAUCACUUCAGACUGUGGAAUAGAAAAUCUUUGUUAAAGUAGAUGUCUUGUAACAAUGCAAAGGAAACCCAUUAAGACAGCCCAUAUUACAGUGGGCCCAGGAGUGGGUAGUUCUGAUGAMUACCUUCCAAACACACACAGCUGCAACAUUCUGCAGGGAAAAUGUUAUGUAGGAGUGAAUCAUCUCACUUUGUAAUAGGAGAAGUUGUUCCAAUGCUGACGUUUAUAACUGACCUUACUGUUCCAAAUCAGAGGGCACUGUUUCCAAGGAUGGCUUUGAGCAGCAACACUUUCAAAACUCAUUGAAGCUGAGAAGAAUUAUUUUCUUUUGUGAGAAUAUGUAACAUUUGUGCAAAAAGUGUAUGGCCUCUAACCACUUGCUGUAGAGCUGCAAUGACUUUUUGGAAUGGAUUUAAAUGUCAUGUAUUGCCUUGAUUACCUAACAGAUUUGAAAGGUACAGAAAUAUAUAGCUAUUUUAGCCACACUUCUCUCCAAAGGGGUUUCCUGUGAGAAAUUCUAGAAUUUUCUAAUGUAAUUGUCUGAUACCUUUUGUYGGUGUUUGAGGCAUACAGUGCUGUAUAUAGGUGUGUAAUAUAUUGCCUUUUGUAUUUGUAUAAUUCUCCUUCUAAGACUAGAUGUGCACAUUUCUUGAUAUUCCCUGAAGUCUGUGGAAUAUCUGCCUCAGUCUGUAGAUGUCUGUCUUCACAUCAGAACCUGAAAUUGAGCAACUGCCACACUUUCAUUCUUCAGCUCAUUAUGUGACACUGUUCUUUGUUUUAGUAACACAGUUUUCCACCUUUUUUGCAGUGAARUGUUCUCUUAAUUGUACAAGAAAACUUACAUUCCUAAUGUAUAGCCUACAAGAUUGUCUUUUUAGUGUUUAAUAAUUUUGUCAGUAAAAUAAACUGGUUUUUUUUGAAGUUGUAUGCUUUUGUAAAUACUUUGUACAGCAGAAAAUGUUGCCUCUUUAUGACUUUGUCGAAAUACACAUUACAUA
Molecule: messenger RNA, 6210 nt
Organism: Malurus melanocephalus (red-backed fairy wren)
Lineage: Eukaryota; Metazoa; Chordata; Aves; Passeriformes; Maluridae
Gene: HYCC1
Product: hyccin PI4KA lipid kinase complex subunit 1
Exons: 12
Coding region: 683-2245 (520 amino acids)
Biological process (GO): phosphatidylinositol phosphate biosynthetic process; protein localization to plasma membrane
Cellular component (GO): plasma membrane
Source: RefSeq, a predicted model, not a curated record